This is a messenger RNA of Zalophus californianus (California sea lion), 4889 nucleotides long. RefSeq names its product pygopus family PHD finger 1 (gene PYGO1). NCBI's taxonomy places the organism in Eukaryota, Metazoa, Chordata, Mammalia, Carnivora, Otariidae. The transcript has 3 exons. Bases 146 to 1405 code for a protein of 419 amino acids. The record is from RefSeq and is a predicted model, not a curated record.
GCGUCCCCGCCGCCCUCGGCCGCGCCUCGGCUCGGAGGCUCGCCUCGCAGCCGCAGCGGCCCCGCGAGGAGGAGGAGCCGCCGCCGCAGCAUCAAAGAGACCGAAUUCCCGCGGCCUGGGGGGGAGUCAUGCUUUGCGGUCUGUAAUGUCAGCAGAACAGGAGAAGGAUCCCAUUUCGCUGAAGAGAGUUCGAGGUGGUGAUAGUGGACUGGAUGGGUUAGGAGGACCAGGUGUACAACUAGGAAGUCCAGACAAGAAAAAACGCAAGACAAAUACACAGGGGCCUUCUUUUCCUCCAUUGUCUGAGUAUGCUCCACCACCGAAUCCAAACUCUGACCAUCUAGUGGCUGCUAAUCCAUUUGAUGACAACUAUAAUACUAUUUCCUAUAAACCACUGCCUUCAUCAAAUCCGUAUCUUGGCCCUGGUUAUCCUGGCUUUGGAGGCUAUAGCACAUUCAGAAUGCCACCUCACGUUCCUCCAAGAAUGUCUUCCCCAUACUGUGGUCCUUACUCACUCAGGAAUCAGCCACACCCAUUUCCGCAGAAUCCUUUGGGCAUGGGUUUUAAUCGACCUCAUGCUUUUAACUUUGGGCCACAUGAUAAUUCAAGCUUUGGAAAUCCAUCUUAUAAUAAUGCACUAAGUCAGAAUGUUAACAUGCCUAAUCAACAUUUUCGACAAAAUCCUGCUGAAAACUUCAAUCAGAUUCCUCCACAGAAUGCUAACCAAGUGUCUAACCCUGACUUGGCGUCUAACUUUGUCCCUGGAAGUAACUCAAAUUUUACUUCUCCGUUAGAAUCUAAUCAUUCUUUUAUUCCUCCCCCAAACACUUUCAGUCAAGCAAAAGCACCACCCCAAAAACAAGACUUUGGUCAAGGAGCAACCAAAAACACUAAUCAAAAUUCCUCUGCUCAUCCACCUCACUUAAAUAUGGAUGACACAGUGAAUCAGAGUAAUAUUGAAUUAAAAAAUGUUAAUCGAAACAAUGCAGUAAAUCAAGAGAAUAGCCGUUCAAGUACUGCAGAAGCUACAAAUAACAGCCAUGCAAAUGGGACACAGAAUAAGCCACGACAACCUAGAGCUGCCCCAGAUACAUGCACCACUGAAAAAAGCAAUAAAUCCUCUCUCCACCCAAGCCGUCAUGGCCAUUCUUCUUCUGACCCCGUGUAUCCUUGUGGAAUUUGUACAAACGAAGUGAAUGAUGAUCAGGAUGCCAUCUUGUGUGAAGCCUCUUGUCAGAAGUGGUUUCAUCGGAUCUGCACUGGAAUGACUGAAACCGCUUAUGGUCUCCUGACUGCAGAGGCGUCAGCAGUAUGGGGCUGUGAUACCUGUAUGGCUGACAAGGAUGUCCAGUUGAUGCGUACUCGGGAAACUUUUGGUCCACCUGCAGUGGGCAGUGAUGCUUAAUCACCGGCAUUAACUAAAGGGUUUUUUUUUUUUUUCCUAUGUCUUACAGAGGUUCAGUGACACAGGAUUUUAUGUUUUACAUUAUUUUUUUAAAUGCACACACAAAAAGAUUAUUUACCUUUUAGUUUUUAUUAAUAUUCUACUUCAUUAGCAGUGCAAAUUUUGUAUUGUCUUUGCUAUCUUAAAUGAGAAUAAUGUAUAUGGGGGUGCUUUAGAAAGUACUAUACAAAUAAAUGUUAGUUGUUGUUAAUCAUAAAAAAGCCUCUUGAAGCUUCAAAAUGAUAUAUAGCAAAUAUAGGCAAGUUUUGACUUUUUAAAGUUAGAAUCAUUGAAAAAUGUACAUUGCAGAGCUGAACUUUGGCAAUAUUAUAUUAAAUGGUUCAAAAAAUUUUUCAAGGAUCUAUUUGACAUGUUUUCAGAAAAAACUGUGUAGUCAUAACAUGGAAGAAAGCAUACAUUUUAAUGGAUGUUUUAAAAAAUAAUAGAUAUGUUACCAGAUUUCUUCCCACUAGGGUCCUUGAAAUUAGUGACGUUCCUAUUUUCAAGUCAGUCUUUUCAAGAUAUCUGUUUGUACAGAUAUGAGACAGAUGUUAGCCUAUAGUAGAUGCUCAGUAUUUGUUGAUUAACUUGUGGAUUGUACCACAUGAAAUUGCUAAUAUUAUUAGAUCAGUUGAAAAAUGACUACAGUUAGUAGAGUUGAAGUAUGUUUCUAGUUGUGCUGUUUAGAAUUAUAAUAGUGUUAAGCUCUUCAUUCUGUUUCCUUUGAUUAUUGAGUUGUUUUGUUAUUGUUUUCCAGAGAAAUAGUAUCCUCGGAAGAAUUGCAAAUACUUCUUUUAAUAUGAUUUCAAGCCAGGACAUAACUGCAAAUGACAUAGGUGGAAACAUCAAGUUGGCCUUAGAAGGCUCAGCUGGUGAAAGAACUGCUUGCUCAGUGGUGGUUUGGAAAGUCUUGUUCUGGGGAUCUGGAUUCAAAGACAAGCCUCAGGGGAGAUCAGAAUCCAUUUUGAGCAAAGACCACUUAAGAGCCAAGGUGAAAGCUAACUUACAAAUGACAAUUUCAAGGCCUUGAAGUAGACAGGAGUUUCUAUUGUGACUGGGGAAAGUGUAAAGAUGAACCCAAGAACAUCCUCCUGGGAGAUGAUCAGGAACGGAGACAGUCAGGUGUACUGUUAAGAUUCAAAACUUCAGUGGAAACCUGUUUUUAGAGCGGAUCAUGACCUGUGACCAAAAAAACCCCCCAAAAACCUACAAAAAACAACCCCCCCAACAAGAUACUGUAUGACAGUUGAUAGUAGUUCAUACGAUGGUUGGAUGUUGGUGAAGCUCCCAGACUUGCACCAUCAUUAUCAUUGUGACCAAAAAAGUUCUGAAGUCCACGUGGUGAUCUGCGAAAGAAGAAUUAAUCACUACUGUUUAAACCCUAUUGAAACAGCAGCGGCAGCAUAUCACCAAGAAACUAAAAUUGUGUGUGAAAAUUUUGAUUAAAAAAACAUCCUUUGGUUAAUAAACAUGAGCCCACACUUUUACAUGACAGCACUUGACGUCACACGUCACAAGCCACUAAAGCAAAGUUAAUUGAAUUGGGAUAUUAAAUUUUGUCAUGUCCAUUAUAGUCACCAGACCUUUACCCAGCGAACUACCAUCUUUUUCAUCAUUUGAAGCUUUUUUUAAGAAACAACAUGUUCUCCAAUUAAGAAGCAGUAAUUGGAGGGAUAUGAACAAUUUAUAUAGCUGAAGAAAUGACAAAUUUUAUAAAAAUAUUUAAUAUCCUACUAGAAGAAAAUUAUUAAUGCUCAUGAUGCAUAUUUUGAUUGAAUAAAACUUAUUUUUUUAAAUACAGUGUUUUAAUUUUGACCUACAAAAACAGCAAUUUCAUAUGGUACAAGGUAGUAGAAGGUUUUCUCCAUUUACCUGUGACUAGUUAGAGGUGAGUACAAAAUAUUUUCAAUAUAGUUGUAAAUUAUAUAUCUUUACAAUUUUAGGAAAUGAAGUGAUAGGAACUCUAAUACUAGGUACUCCUUGGUGUGACAACUUUACCAAUUGAAGCAGAUUAAAAUGCAGUAUUUUUGGUUGACUCUAACAUUUGAUGUGUUCAGUAGCAUACUUGAAUAUCCCAUUUUGCUUACUUUAUACUAGAAAUACACGAUUUUCUAAAUGUUUAAGGACCUAGUUAUGUUGUUCUUGAAAUCCUAGUGAGUGCUGAUUUUGAAGAAAUGAUGCGCUGCAUGCUGUAAGCCCAGUCCUAGCAUCAGAUCAUGGUUUUUAUGACAUAGUUUAGAUAGAUAUUGAGUAGAACCUUCCAGUGUCCUCAGGAGUUAACAUUUUACAUGGUAGGUACUUGAGUUGUACUUAAUGUUAAAAUUGAUUAUGCAAUUUCUUAAGCCAUCUGUUGCUUACAGUUUCAGUAGUUGUUUUGUGAAAGUGAAGUAACCUCUCCCAAGCUAGUCUAAAGGUACUUGAUUUGUAAUGUGAUUCUUUUCCAUUUCCAAAUAGUUGUUUUUAAAAACUUACAAGUGAAUUUUUAUUCAAGUAUUUAGAUCUUCAGAGCACCUUAUUUAAGUCUGUAAAUAUUCAAGAAAAAACCCGUGGUUGACUGACAGUGAGUCAUAGGCAAACUAUAAUCAUAGUUUGUGAAUAUUUUCAUGUAUUCAAAUUACUUUUCUUAACUAGUUCCACAUUUGUGUCUAUAUGACACUAAGUCAAAAAUUAGAUGGUUUUUGAUAGGAAAAGUGAUGAAGUAUAAGAAUGUCCAAUUUGACCCAAAGAAGGCUAUUAAUACAAAUUGAUACAGCUUUGUUAGGACAAGUGAUAAGCUGCCCUAAACAUUUUCAAAUAUCUAGUAUUGGAAAGAAAUGUACAUAGGUGGAAUAAUCUUCCAGUCGCGUUGCACCUUUUCUUAUGUAAUCCUUUUCCUUCACUGAAAGACCUCAUCCCACAUGCACACAUGCACACAAAGACACACACACACACACACAACUGAGCAGGAAAUCGUGAUUUCUCCUAUAUUCUCAAGUUUUGUCUUAAGUUCAGACUGGCUAACUCUCAGCAGCUAGGCUCUCUCACAACAGCUAGGUUGCUGAUAGUUUUAAAGCAUCAGUUCCUUUCCCAGAACUUGCUUUAUUCAUUUCACGAGAGAAUUCCUAGUCUACUUACUUCUGGAUGCUACUGGACUCAGUAAUGCUGAAACAGUUAAGCUUGUAAAAGAAAAAUUAUUCUUCAGAUAGAGUGCUUAGAAUUAGUUUUGUGAUCGGUGUUUUCCUUUGGUGUGAAAUACUUUUAGAGUACUGCUAACAUGAUUCUUGUUAUCCAAAUUAGAAGAUUAUGUACAUAAAGCAAGAUUUUCUUGCAGUAGGGCUUAUUCUUAGUAGAUUAACACAAGAUAAAGAUUUUUUUUUAAGACUUCCAAGUCUGGGGCUCCUGGGUGGCUCAGUCGUUAAGCUUCUGCCUUCGGCUCAGGUCAUUAUCCCAGGGUCCUGGAAUCAAG